Penicillium argentinense is the source of this 1344-nucleotide messenger RNA. RefSeq names its product GYF domain-containing protein. Gene Ontology annotation, cellular component: U5 snRNP. Lineage: Eukaryota; Fungi; Ascomycota; Eurotiomycetes; Eurotiales; Aspergillaceae. The transcript has a single exon. The record is from RefSeq and is a predicted model, not a curated record. Gene Ontology annotation, molecular function: protein binding. Bases 1 to 1344 code for a protein of 447 amino acids.
AUGGCGAGCUCGAGUUUCCGCCCCAAGCGCGCAGGCGACGAUUUCACAGGCCCAGAUCCCGACCAGGACGAGUUUGACGGCCCCUCCGAAAAGAAGCCCCGAUUCGAUGUCCGCAACCCCUCCGCUCUAGCGGCCGAUGCGCCCGAAGAUGAUGAGCUCCUAGACGCCGACGAGAUCGGUCGCCGUGGCCAGAAAGUGCGACGAAAGGCCAUCAACAUUGACGGUUAUGAAUCCGACAGCGAUAACGAGGGGUUCUCGGCGCGAAGGGAGGAAAAAUCGAAGCGCGAGAAGAACGACGCCGCCGACGACGAUGAUAUGUUUGCUGAACUGGAGGAGGACUUUGGCGAGGGUGAAGCCGGCGGCGACGACGCGACGAAGAAAGACAAGAAGAAUGUUCGCUUUCUGCAAAAUGACGAGAUCGAGGGUCAGGUCGCUUCCUCAACAGGCGGAAAGAAGCUACAUGCCGACUUAAGAAAAGGCGCCAAGUCAAUCGAUACCGAAGACGGGGACAGUGACAGUGAAGUUGAUGAAGAGGAACGAGCCAGGGCCGACGAAGAGCUGGAUGAAGAGCUUGGAGCUGGCGCCAAGAAGAAACAUGCGCCUUUGCUUGAUGCUUUCAACAUGAGCACGGAGCAAGAAGAAGGUCGAUUUGAUGACCAGGGCAACUACGUGCGGAAAGCUGUCGACCCAGAUGCUGUCUACGACUCAUGGUUAGCUGGCGUGUCAAAGAAGGACAUUCGCAAGGCAAAGGAAGCCGCGGACAAGCGCGAAGAAGAAAGAAAAGCGAAGGACCGACGGGACGACGAGGUCUUGACAGCAGAUGCCUUAAAAACCAUUAUAACGCACCUUGAGCGCGGCGAGACAAUACUUGAGGCGCUGGCUCGACUAGGCAAGGGUCUCCCGCGGAAGCCCAAAUGGCAGACCAAAAAGAAGAACAAGAAGAGCAAAGAAGCCGAAGAUACUGAAAUGGCCGACGAAACCUCGGACGAGGCCGUUCGAAGGAGGGCAAUUGAGGCUGUUACUGGUGCCGCCGAUAUCCUCAUGGGCCGAGACCAACCCGAAAUCUACGACACGGAGCGAGAGCUUCUCACCCGUCAGUAUAAGAGCGAGACUGGGGAAGACUGGGUCGACCCUUCUUCAACACUUGCGAACAUGGAGUCUGAGCAAGGGCCUACGAUGUGGGAGUAUCGCUGGUCCGAUGCCCGCGAUGGGGGCAAUGUACAUGGGCCGUACGAGAGCCUCAUGAUGCAGUCCUGGCAAGGCGCCGGGUACUUUGGCGAAGGCGUGGAGUUCCACCGAGUCGGAGACCCCGGACCGUGGAGAAGCACGGUCAAUUUCGUGUAA